Messenger RNA from Nymphaea colorata (pocket water lily), 702 nucleotides. Its product is annotated as PHD finger-like domain-containing protein 5A. NCBI's taxonomy places the organism in Eukaryota, Viridiplantae, Streptophyta, Magnoliopsida, Nymphaeales, Nymphaeaceae. Gene Ontology annotation, cellular component: precatalytic spliceosome; U2 snRNP; U12-type spliceosomal complex. The record is from RefSeq and is a predicted model, not a curated record. Gene Ontology annotation, biological process: mRNA splicing, via spliceosome. The transcript is spliced from 2 exons. Bases 243 to 575 code for a protein of 110 amino acids.
UUCUUCUUCAACGUGGCAUAUCCCGUCUAUCUCAACCUGGAGAGACCGAGAGCUUUCCUGGAGAUGACCGCUUGCGUCAUCCUGCAUCUCCCAUCCCCACCUUUAAGAAGAGAAUCAAUUAUCCUGCACUUUUCCUUCAGCUCGGGCAACUCUUGACCCCGUCUCCUUGGCCAGGCCGUUGAUCCGCAGACCAACCUUGGCUUCUCAACAGGUGCACAGCUCAUAAUCCUUAAAGGAAAAACAUGGCAAAGCACCAUCCUGAUCUUAUUAUGUGUAGGAAGCAGCCUGGAAUUGCAAUUGGCCGGUUAUGUGAGAAGUGUGAUGGGAAGUGUGUGAUUUGUGAUUCAUACGUGCGGCCUUGCACACUCGUCCGUGUUUGUGAUGAAUGCAACUACGGUUCUUUCCAGGGAAGAUGCGUAAUCUGCGGAGGUGUAGGAAUUUCUGAUGCCUACUAUUGUAAGGAGUGUACGCAGCAGGAGAAGGACAGGGAUGGUUGUCCUAAGAUUGUCAAUUUGGGUAGCGCCAAAACUGAUCUAUUCUAUGAACGUAAAAAAUAUGGGUUCAAAAAGAGAUGAACCAAUGUUUGUUAUCUUCUAAUUAGCGGUAUGCUUGUAUUCUCUUCAGAAUCCUCUUUAGUCUUCACUUUUUUGACAAACAUUUAUAUGGACUUGUUAAAUUUAUGAAGAAUAUGCUUGGAUGCUA